Molecule: messenger RNA, 141 nt
Organism: Ramularia collo-cygni
Lineage: Eukaryota; Fungi; Ascomycota; Dothideomycetes; Mycosphaerellales; Mycosphaerellaceae
Exons: 2
Coding region: 1-141 (46 amino acids)
Source: RefSeq, a predicted model, not a curated record
AUGCUCCGAAUGGUGGUGUCGAGAGCGAGCUGCCAAAAUCAAGCGACACUGCAAAAUUUUCUUCUUUCUUCGUAUCUACACUUGCGGCUGCUAGACCGACUUACCUGUUUGGGUAAAUUUCAAGAUUCAGGCGCCCAGUAA